AUGUGGUCCCAAACACUCGUGUCACUGAGUCAAAACAUCAGCGAAAAGGUGCACAUCAAGAAGUGCGAAAGGCGCGAUAAGCGUGCAUUUUAUCUUUCUCUCCGAGACCAUGUCCAACACCGGUUCGUCACCACUAUCAAGUGCUCCUCAACGCUUACAACAUCAGUCACCCCGUUGUAUCGCAGACAACAAAGCCUGGGCACUGGUCAGCUCGGAGACGUGGGCGACCCCUUGUUUCUGACUCCGCUCAUCGAGGCGGGUCACCUAGACGAAGCGAAGGCACUCAGCCGCGUGGGCAGCCUCGGGCACGUGGAGGAUGUGCCGAGCCACGCGGGAUUCUUCACCGUCAACAAGCAGCUGGGCAGCAACACGUUCUUCUGGUUCUUCCCAGCGAAGGAGAACCCAGAAACAGCUCCAGUGGUGCUCUGGCUGCAGGGCGGUCCCGGUGGUUCCUCGCUCUUCGGCCUUUUCUCGGAGCACGGACCGUACUAUGUCGCCGAAGGCGGCAUCCCAAAGCUGAGAGAAUUCACGUGGGCUCGGCGCUUCUCCAUGCUCUACAUUGACAACCCCGUGGGCACGGGGUACAGCUUCACCGGGAAGGACCAGGGCUACGCACGCAACGAGACAGACGUUGGCAGAGACCUGCUGGAAGCGCUCCAGCAGUUCUUCACCCUCUUCCACGAGUUUGCCGGGAACGAGUUUUACGCCUCCGGAGAAUCGUACGCCGGAAAAUACGUUCCUGCCGUCGCUUACGCUAUCCACACGGCCGUGCAGCCCCGUGUCAAGAUCAACUUGAAAGGUAUCGCCAUUGGCGACGGCUUGGUGGAUCCCAGUACGAUGUUUGACUACGCAGACUUCCUCUACCAGAUUGGACUAGUGGACAGCAACCAAGCCGCCUACAUCCGUGAAGCGAGUCAGAAGGCCAAACAGUUCAUCGAUGACGGUCGCUACCUGGACGCCUUCUACAUCUUCGAUGCUCUUUUAAACGGUGACGUCGUGAAAGAACCUUCCUAUUUCAAGAAUGUCACAGGGCUCGAUUUCUAUUACAACUUCCUCCUAUCCAAGCAGCCAAAACAGCUCGGAUACUACAACGCUUUUGUGCAGACAGCUUUAGUUCGUAAAGCAAUCCACGUCGGGAAGCUUACAUUCAACGACGGCGACGCAGUCGAAGCCCACCUCCUCGAAGACAUGAUGAAGUCAGUGAAGCCGUGGCUCACUGUAUUGAUGGAAAACUACAAGGUGAUGAUCUACAAUGGCCAACUGGACAUCAUCAUUGCUUACCCGUUAACAGCCAACAUGAUCUCAGCAAUAUCGUGGUCCGGCGCAAAAGCCUUCAAGAAUGCACCUCGAAAGAUCUGGUUGACUCCGAGUGGAGAGGACGUGGCAGGCUACGUCAGGCAGGUUGGCAAUUUUACAGAGGUGCUAGUGAGGAACGCAGGUCACCUACUGCCGUACGACCAACCAGAGGUUGCUUUGGACAUGAUAACAAGGUUCAUUGAAGGAAGGCCCUUUGUGCAGUAAAUAAAUGCAUUUUCGUCCAGUA
Molecule: messenger RNA, 1543 nt
Organism: Ixodes scapularis (black-legged tick)
Lineage: Eukaryota; Metazoa; Arthropoda; Arachnida; Ixodida; Ixodidae
Product: probable serine carboxypeptidase CPVL
Exons: 4
Coding region: 1-1521 (506 amino acids)
Biological process (GO): proteolysis
Molecular function (GO): serine-type carboxypeptidase activity
Source: RefSeq, a predicted model, not a curated record